AUGGCCGUCUUUGACUGCUCUUUCGACCCACAUCCAACUUUUUAUAUAUAUACGAUGUAUAUUAUUGGUAUGAUUGUACUCCCCUUUAAUAUGUUCGGCACAUAUUGUGUCGUUAAGAAGACACCCGCUCAUUUGGCUGAUUAUAAAAGAACACUACUUUACUAUCAAUUAUGCGUUUCGAUAUCGGAUUUCUUUAUAGCAUUUGUUUUCACGCCUGUCCUUUUCGUUCCUUUUCCAAUACACUAUUCAGCUGGUAUUACAAGCUUGUUCAGUUUCGAACCUAUAAUUUGCCUAGUAGGAUGUAUGUUUUGUCUUCUUCAAUCCUUUUCUGCCACUCUCCAUCUAUUUCAUUACCGUCUGAUGGUAAUACUUCCUCCUAACAGCAUAUUCCGAUGGCAACGUCCGACUACUUUUUGUUUUCGCGUCUUCUCCAGCGUUCUGGUUGUUUCUCCCAUAGUGAUUAUUCCCAUUACUUACCAGCAUACAGAUUUGACAGUUUAUGGAGCGACGAUUCGACAACAAUAUCAAUGUGUUGACCAUGUUAUGUCACACUCAAGAGCUCGUGUUAGUGAUCCAAGCUUGAAUAGACUGGUCCAUCUUUAUAUAGGAGGCAUGGGUGUAACCCUGUGGUUCGUGUCUGCCUGCAUGGCUUUUACGACAUAUUGGAUAAUGAGAAGGAUGAAAGCAAUAUCUGAAAAAACUCAUCACUUGCAGCAAAAAUUCCAGCUCGUUCUAAUGAUUCAAGCGGUCUUUCCAAUUAUUGUUAUCGGCAUCCCAGGAUGGAUAAUGAUUGGUUUGUAUGCUACAGAUCGCUUCGCACCCCAAUGGUUAGGUCUUCUCUUCAUGCUAUCACUCUCUAUCCAUGGCUUCGUCGGCAAUGUAAUAAUGGUUCUAUUUAACUCUGAUUAUUACCGUUUCGCCAAAAAAUCGCUUUCAAGCUUGACAAAAUGGAAAAUAAAUGAUUCCAGCUCCAAUAACUCUGAGUGA
Messenger RNA from Auanema sp. JU1783, 987 nucleotides. The record is from the annotation of a GenBank genome assembly. Lineage: Eukaryota; Metazoa; Nematoda; Chromadorea; Rhabditida; Rhabditidae.